This is a messenger RNA of Suricata suricatta (meerkat), 1370 nucleotides long. RefSeq names its product spermatogenesis associated 22 (gene SPATA22). The coding region runs from base 143 to 1237 and encodes 364 amino acids. The record is from RefSeq and is a predicted model, not a curated record. NCBI's taxonomy places the organism in Eukaryota, Metazoa, Chordata, Mammalia, Carnivora, Herpestidae. The transcript has 9 exons. Gene Ontology annotation, biological process: regulation of meiotic cell cycle; gamete generation; homologous chromosome pairing at meiosis.
CUGGGCUGUGUUAACGACGACAUCGACGACGACCGCCAGGACGCAGGAACGGAUGACGAUUGCUUUGAAGGUGUAGUCAAACAACUUCACUUGUAAAUUUGGAGUGCUAAAGAAAAAGGUACAGACUUUGGUAUUGAAGGAAAUGAAGAGAAACAUGAAUGAAAAUUCAACUCGAAGUACAGCAGGCUGUUUGCCUGUACCAUUGUUCAAUCAGAAAAAGAGGAAUAGACAGCCAUUAACUUCUAACCCACUUACAAAUGAUCCAAGUAUCAGUACUGCUUCUGACAGUUAUGAUUUCCCUCUUCUACCAGCAGAUUGGACCUGGGAAGCUGCGAAUCCAGAGUUGCCUCCUUUAAUGAAAACAGUGAACACAGGGCAAAUGGCACAUUCAGUUUCUCAACCCCCGAGAAGUCAAGAUUCUGUGUCUAAGUCUAUUCAAUCCAAUACUGAAAGAAGCAAGAGUAGUUGGAGCUACAGAGAUGACAAAAAAAAUACUAGCUGGAAAACUUGGGAUAGAAAUGAUUUUAGGCCCCAAUGCGAAAAGACAAACUUAGUGGCAAAUGAUGGAAUAAAUUCUUGUCCAAGGAGUUGGGGAACUCAACAACAGAAACAGUUGAGAAUAUCGGAACCUCCUAACUCAUCUCACCAAAGAGAAGCUGAAGUACUCAGACAAACACAUUCAUCAAAAAUAUCUGGCUCCACAAUGAGAGGUCUAGACAAAAACAGAGCAUUACAGGCAUUUAAGCCCAAUUUUCAACAAAAGCAAUUUAAGAAGAAAAUGUUGGAUGAUAUUUCAGAAGAAAGCACUCUCAAGAAGGAAUCCCCAUUGUUUCAACUAAAGCUUAAGGAAAAAGAUAAUUCUUUAAGAAUUAUAUCUGCAGUUAUUGAAAGCAUGAAGUACUGGUGUGAACAUGCACAGAAAACUGUACUUCUUUUUGAAAUAUUGGCUGUUCUCGAUUCAGCUGUUACACCUGGUCCAUAUUAUUCAAAGACUUUCCUCAUGAGAGAUGGGAAAAAUACCCUGCCUUGUGUAUUUUACGAAAUAGAUCGUGAACUUCCAAGACUGAUUAGAGGCCGAGUUCAUAGGUGUGUUGGAAACUAUGACCAGAAAAAGAAUAUUUUCAAAUGUGUUUCUGUCAGACCAGCAUCCGUUUCUGAACAAAAAACUUUCCAAGUAUUUGUUAAAAUUGCAGAUGCUGAGAUGAGGUAUUAUACUAAUAAAAUGAAUGAAAUUUAAAUAGUGAUGAAGGAAGUUUAAAUAGUAUAAUUUAAAGCAUUUUUUUAUUGUUUAAGUUAUCAUCUCCAUGGUUUUAUAGCUACUGUUUUUCUGUAUUUCAUAUGUUGAAUUAAAAUAUUUCAGUACUUUUAAA